AUGUGUACGAGGAACAAGAGCAAAUGCGAGUACAAAGAAACACCUGAUAAACGCACCCGAGCCCUCCGCAAACAAAACCAAGUCAUACCCUCUCUGCUCUCAACCUCAGCCCCUUUAUAUGGAUCAAUCGCUCGCCGGCUAGUCGACACAAGCCAGGUCAACCUCACUCCCAGCGAGCGGUGGUACCUCGAUUUAUUCCGACGGUAUACGUCGCGCGAGUGCGCGGGGUACGUCAAAGAUGAUUUCUGGCAAAAGCUUGUUCACCAGGUCAGCGAGCAAGAACCAGCAGUACAGCAUGCAACUAUUGCCAUGAGCGCCAUGCAUUGGCGAUAUGCGCGAGGUCUAACUGGGUCUGGGGCUAAAGCCGACGAUUGUUCGGUUGCACUCUCAACCUUUCCAUCGAAUCUAAUCCUUGAAAACGAUAUAUCUUUCCCUCUACGGCAAUGUAAUAAAGCCAUUGCAUCCCUACGCCAGAGUUUGCGCACACAUGCUACCAGUAGCGCGCACACAGAAGCAGUGCUUGUAACAUGCGUGGUAUUGGUCUCGCUCGCUCUCUUUCAGGAGGAUACCAAGGCCGCCACGUCGCACGUGCAGUCCGGGUACCAGCUGCUGGUGGAGUGGCAGAAGAACGGAUUUGACAAGAGUCCCUCUGGUCCCAUUCUGAUGCGGACAUUCGCGGAAUUGCAGCUGCAUCAGUGUACUUUUCGAGAUCCGGAGUCGCAUAUGCAAGCAGAGCAGAUGUCACUUUCGCGGUUGAUCACAACUAACCGGCAGGUAUAUGGGUCUGUGGAUGCAUUAGAGCCGGGGAGUGGUUUGCUUGUUAUUCUGGGGUGGAUUGUUGCGGCGUAUUAUCCACGGGGACUUGGUAAGAGUAUUGAUCGGAGAUUCGGGGUCAAUGCGGCUUGUUUGCUCAACAAGAACGAUGGCAUCCAGGAGACUGCUGUAGAGAGAAUUCAAAUGUGGAAGAGCCAUUUGGAGACUUUUGUCAUGCACUAUGCAGAAAUGCUAUCGUCACAAGACCGUCAUUCCUUGAGGUUGAUCGAGAUAUGGACCGAACUUACGUAUAUCCUGGUCGAUGUGACCAACAGACCCGAGCAACGGGAGAUGGCAUAUGACUCCCUUCUCCCGCAUUUCCAUCGGGUCAAUGAACUGGGAAAGAUAUACUAUCAGUCAAGUGAGCGGAUGCCACAAUUUGCUGCCAAAAUCACGGUUAUGCUAGCUAUAUUCUUCGUUGCUCAGAAGUGCCGCGACUGGCAUACGCGCCGAGAGGCAUUGCACUUGAUCCGCAGCCGUCGGCGGCGAGAAGGCAUCUGGACGUCUUCGGGUAGUGUUGCUACUUUGGAACACUUGAUCAAGGAAGAGUCUGCAGGGUUGACACCGGAGGAUGUGAUUCCUAUGGCUGCCCGCGUUGAUACUAUUCAUAUUGAACGAUUUCCCGAGCAGGGCAAGCUUCGUUUGUGGUAUCAUCGAUUUCGGAGUCAUGAAAGCACAGACAGCACUAUUCAUGGCAUCUGGAAGACUGUUUUGCUGUCGAGCUAG
Molecule: messenger RNA, 1539 nt
Organism: Penicillium vulpinum
Lineage: Eukaryota; Fungi; Ascomycota; Eurotiomycetes; Eurotiales; Aspergillaceae
Exons: 1
Coding region: 1-1539 (512 amino acids)
Source: RefSeq, a predicted model, not a curated record